Molecule: messenger RNA, 2502 nt
Organism: Dracunculus medinensis (Guinea worm)
Lineage: Eukaryota; Metazoa; Nematoda; Chromadorea; Rhabditida; Dracunculidae
Source: the annotation of a GenBank genome assembly
AUUUUUGAAGAAAUUGUUGACAAUCGAGGAAAAAAAACUGAAAACAGACAGAUGACGCUUUUAGCUUCAAAAUUUUUAUCUGCUUUAUUCCUUCUUCUUAUUAAUAUCUUAUGGAUUCCACUGAAUGCAAGGAGAACAACUCAACAAAAUAUUAUUUUAUUUAUCACUGAUGAUCAAGAUAUAGAACUCGGUUCCAUGCAGUUCAUGCCUAAAACGAUGCACCUUAUGAAUGAUCGUGGUGUGUCAUUCGAUUCUGGUUUUGUAUCAACGCCAAUAUGUUGUCCUAGUCGAACGUCAAUUUUGACUGGAAUGUAUGUGCACAAUCAUAAUGUUCUCACUAAUAAUCAAAAUUGUUCUAGCACAGCUUGGAGGCAUAAUCUUGAAAAGAAAACUUUUGCUGUGUAUGCAAAAAAAGCCGGUUAUCGGACAGCAUAUUUCGGCAAAUACUUAAAUGAAUAUGAUGGCUCAUAUAUACCACCUGGAUGGGAUCACUGGAUGGGACUUAUUAAGAACAGUCGUUUUUACAAUUACACAAUUAAUUUUAAUGGCGAGAAAAUUAAACAUGGUUUCGAUUAUGAGAAGGAUUAUUUCACAGACUUAAUCACGAAUGAUACAAUACAGUUCAUACAUGAUCAUUACGAGAGACGAUAUCCGAAACCCUUUCUAGUUAUUCUCUCGUUUCCAGCACCACAUGGACCUGAAGAUCCUGCACCACAAUAUUCAGAUUGGUUUCAAGAUGUAGAAACUCACAGAACAUUGUCCUGGAAUUAUGCACCAAAUCCAGAUAAGCAGUGGUUGCUACAACAUACUGGACGCAUGGAACCAAUUCAUGUGGUUUUCACUGAUGUGUUACAUCGUAGACGUCUUCAAACACUGCAAAGUGUUGAUCACAAUGUUCAGAGGGUAUUAUUCAAUGAACUCCGGGAUCUUGGUGAACUUUCGAGUACAUAUUUUAUUUACACUAGUGAUCAUGGUUAUCAUUUGGGCCAAUUUGGAUUGGUCAAGGGUAAAAAUAUGCCAUAUGAAUUUGACAUUCGCGUUCCAUUUUAUAUACGCGGUCCAGGAUUACCGAAGAACCUUUCCAUUAAAGUGCCAGUUAUGAAUAUUGACAUAGCUCCAACCAUUCUUGAUAUGGCUGGCAUUGAACAACCAAUUCACAUGGAUGGACGAUCACUUAUGCCUCUCAUACAAAGCUAUUCAUCGUCGAAGAGAAAAAUUGAAACAAAAGAUGUAAAUUUGUUGGCCUGGAGGCAUACAGUCCUAAUCGAGAGAGGGAAAAUGGCUAAAUUAACCCGAAUACGCGAACGUCUUCUGAAACAACGUGAUCGGUUCGAUAAGGAUAAACGUGUGCAAACUGCUUGCAAACGUCCAGAAUUUUCUGAACCAUGCUCUCCCUACCAAGAAUGGAAAUGCACCAAGAAUGAAUCCAACAAAUGGAAAAUAUUUAAAUGCCAUGAGGAAGUGGAAAUUUUCACGGAAUGCGUAUGUGAUAAUCGAAGUAGACGAAGGCAGAACAGGAGCACAAAAAGACUGAAACGCAAAAUAAGUUUUCGACAAAUUGUCACAAUCGCCGAACUCGAUCAACGCCACAAAACAGUUAAAAUAAGCGAAAAUCUCACAAGUCAAUGGGAAAAUGAAUUUUUGCACUACAUUCAGCAAGUAAUUCUAUUUAUGAAUUUUAAUAUUUUUACGCUAAAAAAAGAAAUCACGGAAAGCGGGCAAUGGUUUCAAGGAAUCUUUGACGUCGACAGUGAAGUUCGAGCAAAACGAUCGACGAGAAAAUCCCAAAGCAAAAAGAAGAUUGAACGAGAAUUAAAUAUAGGACGUAAGUCAAACACAACUAUUCUUUGUGAACCGAUCGUUUUUGAAGAUUCGAGGCUUUGGGCGAUUCAGAAAACCAAAGUGGAUGAUCGCAUCGAAGCUCUUCGGCGAAAAUUAUCUGCAUUUAAGAACGUAAGAAAAGUUUUAAAACGUGGUCGGCCAGAUGAGAACAAUAUAGAAUAUGUCAACACGAGUCGCAGUUGUAGAUGUUCGGAAUUUCAUGCUAAUCCAAUACGAAAAAUGACGAAUGAAGAAUCAGGCAACCAAACUCUUCGAAAGGAGAAUGCAGCAAAUACAAAGAAAUGGUUACGCGCUGAUACCAAAAAAAAUUGCAAUGUGCCACAAAUGAAUUGCUUCGUACACUAUGCAGAUCAUUGGCGAACUCCACCACUUUGGCCUGCAUUAUAUGGCGAAUUUUGUUUCUGCCAGAAUUCAAACAACAAUACUUAUUGGUGCUUACGAACGAUCAAUGAAACGCAUAAUUUUCUUUAUUGCGAAUUUAUCACUGAAUUUAUCAGUUAUUAUAAUUUAAAGGAAGAUCCUUAUCAAGUCUCUUUUCUCGGCGUUCUCGAACAACUAAGCAAGCAAUUAAGUUUCCUACGAAAAUGCAAAGGAUGGAAAGAAUGUGAGCAUUAUUCGUCGCCAUCAUGGAAUACAAAAUUCACUGAGUUUGGCAACUAA